This is a messenger RNA of Globicephala melas (long-finned pilot whale), 2160 nucleotides long. It is a transcript of the gene SERPINH1, whose product is annotated as serpin family H member 1. The record is from RefSeq and is a predicted model, not a curated record. Lineage: Eukaryota; Metazoa; Chordata; Mammalia; Artiodactyla; Delphinidae. Gene Ontology annotation, biological process: collagen fibril organization. Gene Ontology annotation, cellular component: endoplasmic reticulum. Gene Ontology annotation, molecular function: collagen binding; serine-type endopeptidase inhibitor activity.
UAGAUCUGGAGAGCGGGGGCGCGGCGGAGAGUGGAAUCCGUUCGCGGCUCGAGUGCGGCACUGUGACUGCGGUCCCGGCGCCAGCACAGCCCGGCCAGAAUGAAAAAGGCAGGCAUUGACCUCCCCCUGAGGCAGUUUCAAGGUCCUCCGUGGUGCUCACACCCCGCCUCCCAGCCAUGCGUGCCCUUCUGCUCGUCAGCACCUUCUGCCUACUGGCCAGGGCCCUGGCCGCCGAGGUGAAGAAACCCGCGGCUACAGCAGCUCCCGGACCGGCUGAGAAGCUGAGCCCCAAGGCGGCCACGUUUGCUGAGCGCAGCGCCGGCCUGGCCUUCAGCCUGUACCAGGCCAUGGCCAAGGACCAGGCGGUGGAGAACAUCCUGCUGUCGCCUGUGGUGGUGGCCUCGUCCCUGGGGCUAGUGUCGCUGGGCGGCAAGGCGGCCACGGCGUCACAGGCCAAGGCGGUGCUGAGCGCCGAGCAGCUGCGCGACGAGGAGGUGCACGCGGGCCUGGGCGAGCUGCUGCGCUCGCUCAGCAACAGCACGGCGCGCAACGUGACGUGGAAGCUGGGCAGCCGCCUGUAUGGGCCCAGCUCGGUGAGCUUCGCAGAGGACUUCGUGCGCAGCAGCAAGCAGCACUACAAUUGCGAGCACUCCAAGAUCAACUUCCGCGACAAGCGCAGCGCCCUGCAGUCCAUCAACGAGUGGGCGGCGCAGACCACCGACGGCAAGCUGCCCGAGGUCACCAAAGACGUGGAGCGCACCGACGGCGCGCUGCUGGUCAAUGCUAUGUUCUUCAAGCCACACUGGGAUGAGAGAUUCCACCACAAGAUGGUGGACAAUCGAGGCUUCAUGGUGACCCGUUCCUAUACCGUGGGCGUCACCAUGAUGCACCGAACAGGUCUCUACAACUACUAUGAUGACGAGAAGGAGAAGCUGCAAAUCGUGGAGAUGCCCCUGGCGCACAAGCUCUCCAGCCUCAUCAUCAUCAUGCCCCACCACGUGGAGCCCCUGGAGCGCCUUGAGAAGCUGCUGACCGAAGAGCAGCUGAAGACCUGGAUGGGGAAGAUUCAGAAGAAGGCUGUUGCCAUCUCCCUGCCCAAGGGUGUGGUAGAGGUGACCCACGACCUGCAGAAACACCUGGCUGGGCUGGGUCUGACUGAGGCCAUCGACAAGAACAAGGCAGACCUGUCUCGCAUGUCCGGCAAGAAGGACCUGUACCUGGCCAGUGUUUUCCACGCCACCGCCUUCGAGUGGGACACAGACGGCAACCCCUUCGACCAGGACAUCUAUGGGCGUGAGGAGCUGCGCAGCCCCAAGCUCUUCUACGCUGACCACCCCUUCAUCUUCCUGGUUCGAGACACCCAGAGCGGCUCCCUGCUGUUCAUCGGGCGCCUGGUCCGGCCCAAGGGUGACAAGAUGCGAGACGAGUUGUAGGGCCCCAGGGUGGGUGUGGGAUGGCACGGGGCAGCGGGAGGCUCCUGAGACACAUGGGUGCUAUGGGGGUGGGGAGCUGAGGUACUGACCUUGGAUGGUCCAUGGGGUGGGGGUGGGAAAACAGGGGGGCUGGCUGUGUCUGAGCAGACCUUCCCAGCCAGGAUUCACUCUGCCUGGACACAGGCCCCCAGAUGUCAGGAUGCUGAGCCCAGAGACCCCACAUCCUGUGGGAGCUGGGCAGUAGUCGUGGAGCCCUGCUCUCGGCCCUGGGAUCCAGGCUGCCUCGGUCAGUGUUCAUAUUUAUAGCUGUGUGCUUUCUCAUCUGUGAGACAGAAUCGAGCUGGGGAUUUAGCCAAGCCCUCAUGGAAUGGGGGCCCUCUUCCUGAUACCACCACCACCUCAGCCCCUCCCCGGCUCCCUCCCAAUCUUCUGACUUCCCUCAACUAUAAAACUAGGUGCUGCAGCCCCUGGGACAUGUACCUGCCCCCUGCCCCUGCCCCCCCCAUGGGUCUGACCCCAGUGAGGGGGUCGGGUAUAGCUUAUGGGGGGGCAGGGGGAGCUCUUGGGCAGACUCCAGUCAGGCAUCAUGGGGAUGAACAUUUUUUUUUCCCUUUUAUAGAUUUUCAAAGAUGGGGAGGAAAGGGGGGAAAUGAGCCUUUGUUGCUGUCAAACAAAGAUCUUAUUUGUACAAUUGUUUUUUUUCAAUAAAAUUUUCCAGUGAAAUUUU